CCUUAUCAGAUCAUGUCACCCAGAGCUGAACUCCUCCGCUCCCCGGACACCAUGAGGCUCCUGCUGCUCCUGGCAUCUGUGACUAUCGCUCAGGCCUUAGUGCACGUCCCCCUGAUCAGAACUAAGUCCCUGAGAAGGACUCUACAAGAACAUGGUCUCCUGGGAGAAGUCACCGCACACGUGCCCGAUCUCUACUGGAAAUACAACACCGAGGACCAAGGAGCGGCCACCGAACCUCUAGUCAACUACAUGGAUAACCAAUAUUUUGGGCGUAUCUCCAUUGGCACCCCUGGGCAGGAGUUCUUGGUGGUGUUUGAUACUGGAUCGGCCAACCUGUGGGUGCCCUCCGUCUCCUGCUCCAGUAUGGCGUGCUCAAAUCACCAUAAGUUUAACCCUCAAUUGUCCUCCACUCUCCAAACUACUGAUGAAACCGUCUCUAUCUCUUACGGGACGGGAAGCAUGAAGGGGGUCCUGGUCUACGACACUGUGCAGGUGGGGAGUAUCGUAACCACAAAGCAAGGACUUAUCCUCAGCGAGACCGAGUCCUUCUUCCUUUAUUACUCCCACUUUGAUGGUAUUUUGGGUUUGGGUUACCCCAGCCUCUCCGUGUCUGGAACAGCGCCAGUAUUUGACAACAUGUGGAGCGAAGGGUUAAUACCUGAGGAUGUCUUCUCUGUGUAUCUCAGCAGUAGUAAUAAUAACAGUGUGGUGGUGUUCGGAGGAAUCGAUGACUCUCUAUACACAGGAAAUCUUCACUGGGUUCCUGUCACACAUGAGCGGUUCUGGCAGAUCACCAUAGAAAGCAUCACUCUCAAUGGUCAGGUCUAUGCCUGUCAGCAGGGAUGUCAGGCAAUCGUAGACACUGGGACAUCUGUUAUUGCCGGACAUCCAGAGGGGAUAGGACGGAUCCAGAAAGCCAUCGGUGCGGUGCCCGACGUCUAUGGACUGUACCAUGUGACCUGUGACCACGUCAGCUCCCUGCCGGACAUGAUCAUAACUAUCAACGGGAUGGAGUACACUGUACCGGCAGCGGCUUAUAUCACCCAGUUCUCCGGAUCCUGCACCAGUGGCUUCCAGACGACUUCUGGUCCUUGGAUCCUUGGCGAUAUCUUCAUCCGGGAGUAUUUUGUAGCGUUCGAUCGCGGCAGUAACAGAGUUGGCUUCGCCCCGGCUGUGAAGUCCUAAGUUUUUAUACCAUCGCUCUAUAGCGGGUUCUUAGAUGGUGUCAUAACCAAAGGUUGUCUACUGAGUCUGCAAUAAACAUUACA
Messenger RNA from Hyla sarda, 1268 nucleotides. Its product is annotated as pepsin A-like. The record is from RefSeq and is a predicted model, not a curated record. Gene Ontology annotation, biological process: proteolysis. NCBI's taxonomy places the organism in Eukaryota, Metazoa, Chordata, Amphibia, Anura, Hylidae. Gene Ontology annotation, molecular function: aspartic-type endopeptidase activity. The transcript is spliced from 9 exons. The coding region runs from base 13 to 1185 and encodes 390 amino acids.